Oryzias latipes (Japanese medaka) is the source of this 2004-nucleotide messenger RNA. RefSeq names its product DnaJ (Hsp40) homolog, subfamily C, member 30b (gene dnajc30b). The record is from RefSeq and is a predicted model, not a curated record. NCBI's taxonomy places the organism in Eukaryota, Metazoa, Chordata, Actinopteri, Beloniformes, Adrianichthyidae.
UUUCGUGUUUUUACUGUUUAACAGCCCGGUUUGGAUAAAAUGGCAGGGGUCAGCUACAGGCUUGGCCGUCUGACAGCUCUCAGAAUGCGCAACAGUCGUCCGGUGGGUGCUGGCGGAACUUCCGGCUGUUUUCUAACGAGAUGCCACCGCGGUUUCUGUUCACGUUCAGAAGAAGAGAAAAGAAGAACAGAUCAGACGCUCUCAAAAAGGAAUACAACUCGACAAAUUCCUGAUGAACUCUGGGGCUGUAGGAAAACCAAAUGUCAACAGGAAGAUGGAAUUAUACUGUUUGACACUUCUUUUGAUUUGACCUCAUUUGAUUUAGAGAGAUGUGCAGAACACCGACAGAGUCCUGCACCCCUGCACGCCCCUGGGGUGCUUCUCGAGAAGAGAUAUAAAUUCCUCUGGAGCAGCAGAGGAUCAAUUUCAGCCCCCCCAGAGACCCUCCUGCCCCCUCAUCAGCUCAGAGGUUUUUGCACUGUCGUCCUCAUUCUGGCAGAUCAGGGAACAAACAGGCCGAGACUUCUGAAGCCUCAGCUAGAUGCAUUUAAAGCAUCUCAAACCAGAGGCCACAGCUCCCAGUCAGACGAAGUUCUUCUGCACAGGAGCAGGACGGCUUAUUAUGACAUCCUCAGAGUGUCUCCCUCUGCUACACAGUCUCAGGUCAAGGCGGCAUACUACAAGCAGUCCUUCAUCUACCACCCUGACAAGAACCCGGGGAACAAGGAGGCGAGCCUGCGGUUCUCUGAAAUCAGUGAGGCCUACACAGUUCUGGGCAGCAUCAGCCUGAGGAAGAAGUAUGACCGGGGCAUCUUAAGCCAGUCGGACAUCCAAAGUGCAGGAAGACCUUCAUCUAAGGAGCCAGCAAGUAAACCCCCAGGCUCCCAGCACCAGCAGGCGCAUCAGAGAGCCCGGCGAUUUUCCCAAACCAGUGGAAAACCCAUGUUUGACUUUGAUGCCUUUUACCAAGCUCAUUAUGGGGAGCAGCUUCAGAGAGAAAGGAAUCUAAGGCAAUAUAAGAAGCACAUGGAAGAGAUGCAGGAGAAGAGGAGGAGCCACUGGAGGGAUCAGAAAUUAAUGGAAGUGGCUUUUACAAUGAUUUUGACCAUGGCGGGGAUAAUCUUUAUCAGUCUCAGGAAGCCCUGAAGUGGAAUCGGCAGACGCGCCAGUCUGCUCCUGCGAUCCCUGUUAUCGUUUCAAACAUGAAUGAUGAACAGCAGGAAGACUGUUGAAGUGCUGUUUUUUUUUUUUUUUUGUUUCUGCUAAAUAUAUUCACUUUUUCAUGAAACAUGGGGUCAGUUUCAUGAAUGUAGAAACAUUUUGCCCGUGAGGUUUAUUUUGAUUUUCUUUUUUUCUGGAAUGAAUGUCUCCAGACUAAACUUUGAAAUUGUGCCUCAUCACUCAAUCAGAAAGCAACAUUUUAUAAAAUGAAAAAAAAAAAAACAAUUACAGACACUACAGGAGAAUGCUUGAAAAGUAUUGGCCCCCUGACCUGUUCAGCGUGUACUCCGCCUCCGGUGGCCCCAUGACCCUGAAAAGGGCAUAGCGGGUUUGGAAAAUGAAUGAAUGGAUAUUGUCCUACACUAGUGAGAACAAGACAGGUGAAUUUUGGAUGGUUUUGGUUAGUUUUUAAGCAAUUUAAAUUCUUAAAAUCCCUGCUUCUAGUGUCAAAAAUUUGCACGUUCCUUGUUUCUUUUAUGCUGUACAGUUACAUUACUGAAAGGGAAUGAGCAAAAUGUCACGUUGCUGAAAAAUCUACACAACUGUUUAACUCCUACCAGCUAUUGAAACUACUACUCAUAUGUAAUGAUCCCAAAGGAAAUGUCUUUAUCACAGCAGCUCCAUUAAGACAAAAGGAAAUAAAAUAUUAACAGCAGAAUGACUAUAUGCAUAGGUACAAAAUAAACAAACAAACUCUGUUCAACUAUGUCUUGAUUGUUGCUAAAAAGGUUCUACUUUUGUGAGAUAGGAAAUUUUUGAGGGAAAUAAAGUGAAAAACCCAGA